This is a messenger RNA of Diabrotica virgifera virgifera (western corn rootworm), 409 nucleotides long. RefSeq lists its product as uncharacterized. The transcript is spliced from 2 exons. NCBI's taxonomy places the organism in Eukaryota, Metazoa, Arthropoda, Insecta, Coleoptera, Chrysomelidae. The record is from RefSeq and is a predicted model, not a curated record. Bases 111 to 347 code for a protein of 78 amino acids.
GUCUGAGUCUAUGACCUUACUAAUUUUUUAUAUAAAUAAAUUUAGACAAUUUUAUAUGUUAUCAGUCAAAGUUUAGUUGAAACUAAUCCAGUAAAUCAAAUAGCUCAAACAUGUUCGCCAAAUUGACAUUUUUCGCCAUCUGUUUGGCCGUUGCUUUCGCUUCUCCAGUACCAGAACCGAAAGCAGAUCCAAGUCUAGUAGCAGCUGCCUACACAGCUCCAGUCGUGGCUGCUCCAUUUGCGGCCUACUCAUAUCCCGUUGCCUACAGCAGUUACGUCGCUCCAUCUGUAUAUAGCGCUGGAUACACUGCAUAUUCGCCCUAUACUGCAUCUUACGUAGUUGUGUAAAAUGAUAUAUGUAUUGUGACUUCUGUAUUUAUUGUAUAAUAUGAUAACGAACAACAAAGCUA